Messenger RNA from Penicillium canariense, 1338 nucleotides. RefSeq names its product putative ubiquitin conjugating enzyme E2. Bases 1 to 1338 code for a protein of 445 amino acids. The record is from RefSeq and is a predicted model, not a curated record. NCBI's taxonomy places the organism in Eukaryota, Fungi, Ascomycota, Eurotiomycetes, Eurotiales, Aspergillaceae. The transcript has 3 exons.
AUGGUUUCCAACUUGCGCCGGCUCGCCGCAGACCAUGCUGCCCUCCAUUGCGACAAGCUACCCCCGUACUACCUCUUGCCCCCGGACGAUGGGGGGUUUGCAGCAGCAGACGACCUAUCACAGUUAAAUGUUCUCCUCACAGGGCCCCCGGGCACCCCGUACGUGCAGGGUCUCUGGCGCCUGCAUCUCAAGAUGCCGGAGGAUUAUCCCAAUAGCCCGCCCAAGGCCACGUUCCGCACGAGGAUCUGGCACCCGAACGUGGAGGAGCUCACGGGCGCUGUCUGUGUGGAUACAUUGAAGAGAGACUGGAAGUCCACGUUGACACUGCGCGAUGUGCUUGUUACCAUUUCCUGUCUUCUCAUCCACCCGAACCCCGAUUCUGCCCUCAACUCGACUGCAGGCACACUGCUCCGAGAGGACUACGCGGACUUUGCCCACCAAGCCAAGCUGAUGACCUCUAUCCACGCGCCAAUCCAACCUGCUCUCCAAGAUGCUGUGAAGGAAGCCAAAUUUCGAGGCGAAGACGCCAGCUCCAUUCCGAAGGACCACCAUGUCGAGUCUCAAAACCCUCGCCCACGGAAACAACCGCGUCUGCAAUCGAGCAUCCCCAAGAAAGUGGCUCGCAACAUUUCCCCACCCAGGACCUACGUGCCACACGCUGCCGCCGAACCCUCCCAGCCAACCAUCCCAGAACGCAACGAGGGCAUGAGUGACAGCGAAGAUGAGGAUCCCGCGAGUGCAAGCAAAGAAAACAACCCAUCCCUCUCUCCGUCGCCGGUCUGCCUCGCACCUCCAAGCCCCCGCAAGAACGCACUUGGCAAGCGGCCGCUCUCCGUCCUCUCAAUGCCGUACCCCCACGAUCCCGAUGCCGACAUGAUGCUCAUCGACUCGGAUUCGGAGUCAGAGACCGCCCAGACGCCCAACUUGACAUCCUCGGAGCAAAACAUUACCGCCAAUCACACCCGCGCGCGACAGUCGGCCUCGCCACUGCGCAAGUCCCCCAAGCUCACCCUCAGCAAGAGUAUCAAUGCACCUUUCCGCCUCCACGAUGAUAUUCACAUCUAUGAGGAUGUCCCGGACCGGACCCGGUACAAUGGGGAUGGUAAAGAGAACUGUGACUCAGGUGUACUGGGCCUGAAGGAGAGAUGCGAACUGCAAGCUGCGAAGUCUGGAAAUGGCCCCCAUCCAGUCGCUUCAAUACCGGAUCCGACUUUGGCUGCUCACGGAGUCGCUUCUCAAGAAGCGCAACCUUCAAAAAUGUCCAAGAAGCUCGGUGCAGGCGCGCGCAAGGCCGCUGCCCCGAAGCCGAAGCCGCGAAUUGGCGUGCGUCGACUGUAG